GAUUUUCAAGGGUGACCAAGCUCCACUUAAAAUCUCACCAGUAAAAUGCCUGAUCUGAUGUGUGCAUGGACUAAAAUCAUGGAGACUGAGCUGCUAGAUAUCAGCCUUGUCAAAGAUGCCAGAUGCGGAAAACAUGCCAGAGCUCCCAAGGAUCCCAAACUGCGCGAACUCUUGGAUGCUGGGAACCUGGGAGGUCGACUGGAAAAUCGAAUGAUAACUGUUGUCUAUGGUCCAGACCUGGUCAAUAUAUCGUACUUGAACUUGGUGGCAUUCCAAGAGGAUAUAGCAAAGGAAUGGUCAGAUGAAGUGUUCAGUUUGGCAACAAAUCUGUUGGCACAGAACAUGUCAAGGGACGCGUUCCUGGAAAAAGCUUACACAAAACUUAAGCUGCAGGUGACUCCAGAAGGGCGCAUUCCUCUGAAGAACAUAUACCGCUUGUUUUCCGCUGACAGAAAACGAGUAGAGACCGCGUUAGAAGCUUGUAAUCUUCCAUCUUCCAGGAAUGAUUCAAUCCCUCAAGACGACUUCACGCCAGACGUGUACAGGGUGUUCUUAAACAACCUCUGCCCUCGGCCUGAGAUCGACCACAUCUUUUCUGAGUUUGGUGCCAAGAGCAAACCAUACCUUACUGUUGAUCAGAUGAUGGAAUUUAUAAAUUUUAAGCAACGUGAUCCACGAUUAAAUGAAAUCCUCUAUCCACCGUUAAAACAAGAACAAGUUCAACAACUGAUUGAGAAGUAUGAACCCAACAGUAAUCUAGCAAAGAAAGGACAGAUAUCAGUGGAUGGAUUUAUGCGAUAUCUGAGUGGAGAAGAAAACGGCGUUGUUCCACCUGAGAAACUGGAUUUAAAUGAAGAUAUGUCUCAACCACUAUCACACUAUUUCAUCAAUUCCUCACACAACACCUACCUCACAGCUGGACAGCUGGCCGGUAACUCAUCGGUGGAGAUGUAUCGGCAAGUGCUUUUGUCAGGCUGCCGCUGUGUGGAGCUGGACUGCUGGAAAGGACGAACAGCUGAAGAAGAGCCGGUCAUUACACACGGAUUCACUAUGACAACUGAAAUAUCCUUCAAGGAAGUAAUAGAAGCUAUUGCUGAAUGUGCAUUUAAGACAUCGCCCUUUCCGAUCCUCCUUUCCUUUGAAAAUCAUGUGGAUUCUCCUAAACAACAGGCAAAAAUGGCAGAGUACUGCAGAUUAAUAUUUGGAGAUGCAUUGCUUAUGGAUCCAUUGGAAAAAUACCCGCUUGAACCUGGGGUUCCUCUUCCAAGCCCUAUGGAUUUAAUGUACAAAAUUCUGGUGAAGAAUAAAAAGAAGUCCCAUAAGUCUGCAGAUGGAAGUGCAAAAAAGAAGCUCUCUGAGCAAGCUUCCAACACGUGCAGUGAUACUUCUAGUAUGUUUGAACCCUCCUCCCCCGGAGCAGGAGAAGCAGAGAUUGAGAGCGAUGAUGAUGAUGACUAUGAUGAUGACUGUAAAAAGUCGUCGAUGGAUGAAGGUACUGCUGGAAGUGAGGCUAUGGCCACGGAAGAGAUGUCUAACCUGGUGAACUACAUUCAGCCUGUGAAGUUUGAGUCAUUUGAAGUAUCAAAAAAACGCAACAAAAGUUUUGAAAUGUCUUCCUUUGUGGAAACCAAAGGGCUUGAGCAACUUACAAAGUCUCCUGUGGAGUUUGUGGAAUACAACAAAAUGCAGCUAAGCCGAAUUUACCCAAAGGGAACACGUGUAGAUUCUUCGAACUACAUGCCACAAGUCUUUUGGAACGCCGGCUGCCAAAUGGUUGCUCUUAACUUCCAAACUGUAGAUUUGUCUAUGCAAAUAAACAUGGGAAUGUAUGAGUACAAUGGCAAAAGCGGAUACAGAUUAAAGCCAGAAUUCAUGAGAAGACCAGACAAACACUUUGAUCCAUUUACUGAAAGUAUAGUGGAUGGAAUAGUAGCUAACACCUUGUCUGUCAAGAUAAUUUCAGGUCAGUUUCUUUCUGAUAAAAAAGUCGGUACCUAUGUAGAAGUUGACAUGUUUGGCCUGCCUGUGGAUACAAGAAGAAAAGCUUUGAAGACCAAGACCUCUCAAGGCAAUGCAGUUAAUCCCGUCUGGGAAGAGGAAACCAUAGUGUUUAAGAAGGUCGUUUUGCCUUCCCUGGCAUGUUUGAGGCUAGCAGUGUAUGAAGAAGGAGGGAAAUUUAUUGGUCAUCGGAUAUUACCAGUCUCAGCAAUUCGACCAGGCUAUCACUACAUCUGUUUGAGGAACGAGAGGAACCAACCUUUGACACUGCCAGCUCUCUUUGUGUACAUAGAGGUCAAAGACUAUGUACCUGAUACUUAUGCAGACGUGAUCGAGGCCUUAUCCAAUCCAAUCAGAUAUGUAAACUUGAUGGAGCAGAGAGCUAAGCAACUGGCCGCACUGACUCUGGAAGAUGAAGAAGAGGUAAAGAAAGAGAUUGACCAUGGAGAUGCACCGUCCGAAGCUAACAAUGAACCUAGGCCAACACCAGCAGAAAAUGGAGUAAAUUACACUGCCUCUCUUACACCGAAACCAGCAACUCAGGUUGUCCAUAGCCAACCAGCACCAGGUUCGGUGAAAGCACCUGCAAAGACAGAAGAUCUUAUUCAGAGCGUCCUCACAGAAGUGGAAGCACAGACUAUUGAGGAGCUAAAACAACAGAAGUCUUUUGUUAAACUUCAGAAGAAGCACUACAAGGAAAUGAAAGACCUUGUAAAGAGGCACCACAAGAAAACCACUGACCUUAUCAAAGAGCACACUGCAAAGUAUAAUGAAAUCCAAAAUGACUACCUGCGACGAAGAGCGGUUUUAGAAAAAACAGCAAAAAGAGACAGUAAGAAAAGAUCUGAAACGGGCAGCCCAGACCACAGUUCUUCAACUAUCGAACAGGAAUUAGCUGCGCUCGACUCUGAAAUGACCCAGAAGCUAGUUGAGCUGAAGGAGAAGCAACAACAGCAGCUGCUAAAUCUCCGACAGGAGCAGUAUUACAGUGAAAAGUACCAGAAACGAGAGCACAUUAAGCUGCUUAUUCAGAAGUUGACAGAUGUAGCAGAGGAGUGUCAGAACAGCCAGCUAAAGAAACUGAAAGAAACAUGUGAAAAAGAAAAGAAAGAACUGAAGAAAAAAAUGGACAAGAAGAGGCAGGAGAAGAUCACAGAAGCAAAGUCCAAGGAUAAAAAUCAAAUGGAAGAAGAGAAGACUGAAAUGAUUCGAUCCUAUAUCCAGGAGGUGGUGCAGUACAUAAAACGGCUAGAAGAUGCUCAGAGUAAAAGACAGGAAAAACUUGUAGAAAAACACAAGGAGAUUCGUCAACAAAUACUGGAUGAAAAGCCUAAGAGCAUAGAAGAACAAGAAGUAGAGGAAAAACAGAAGUAGAAAUGGAAUAUGAGACUAUAGUGAAAGUGGAACUUGAUCAGGAAUAUCAAGACAAAUUCAAAAGACUGCCUUUGGAAAUUCUGGAGUUCGUACAGGAAGCCAUGAAAGGGA
Messenger RNA from Aptenodytes forsteri (emperor penguin), 3483 nucleotides. It is a transcript of the gene PLCB1, whose product is annotated as phospholipase C beta 1. Lineage: Eukaryota; Metazoa; Chordata; Aves; Sphenisciformes; Spheniscidae. Gene Ontology annotation, biological process: lipid catabolic process; phosphatidylinositol-mediated signaling; memory. The coding region runs from base 46 to 3372 and encodes 1108 amino acids. Gene Ontology annotation, cellular component: nuclear speck; cytoplasm. The transcript has 32 exons. The record is from RefSeq and is a predicted model, not a curated record. Gene Ontology annotation, molecular function: phosphatidylinositol-4,5-bisphosphate phospholipase C activity; calcium ion binding; calmodulin binding.